Messenger RNA from Jaculus jaculus (lesser Egyptian jerboa), 2226 nucleotides. RefSeq names its product zinc finger protein 579 (gene Znf579). The coding region runs from base 68 to 1807 and encodes 579 amino acids. Lineage: Eukaryota; Metazoa; Chordata; Mammalia; Rodentia; Dipodidae. The record is from RefSeq and is a predicted model, not a curated record. The transcript has 2 exons.
CGCCGCCACCUCGGUCCGCGAUCGGCCGGCCCCGGGGAAGGAAGAAAGGAGCGCAGGAGGCGGAGGCAUGGAUCCUCAGCCCCCUCCGCCUGCCCAGGGCAGCCCACCUCACCGUGGCCGAGGCCGGGGCCGGGGCCGGACAGGCCGAGGCCGUGGUCGAGGUCGUGGCCGUGGCAGGGGGGGCGCUGGAACCCCUCGGGCACCUCUGCCCUGUCCUACCUGUGGCCGCCUCUUCCGUUUCCCCUACUACCUCUCCAGGCACCGGCUGAGCCACUCGGGCCUCCGGCCGCACGCCUGUCCUCUGUGUCCCAAGGCCUUCCGGAGGCCUGCCCACCUGUCCCGCCACCUGCGUGGCCACGGCCCCCAGCCCCCGCUGCGCUGCGCCGCCUGCCCGCGCACCUUCCCCGAGCCCGCCCAGCUUAGGCGCCACCUGGCCCAGGAGCACGCAGGGGGCGAAGUGGAGCUGGUCACCGAGAGGGUAGUGAAGGAGGAGGAGGAGGAGGAGGAGGAGGCUGAGAUCAGCUGGGGUCCUCAGGACGAGGGCGUGGAGCAGCCCACCCCUGCUGUAGCCCGGGCAGAGGAGGAGGAGGAGGAGGAGGCGGAGGCGGCGACAACUUGGCCAGAGACGUGGCCAGCGGCAGAGCCACCGGCCCCGGUGGAGGCACCACCCUCGAGUAUCGAACCCCGGGUGUCCGAGGCCGAGGAGGCGGAGGCCGGGGCAGCCGAGCUGCGGGCCGAGUUGGCGUUGGCCGCAGGGCGGCAGGAGGAGAAACAGGUCCUUCUCCAGGCCGACUGGACACUGCUGUGCCUCCGCUGUCGCGAAGCCUUUGCCACCAAGGGCGAGCUCAAAGCGCACCCAUGCCUGCGCCCCGAGGGCGAGCAGGAGGGCGAAGGGGGACCCCCGCCACGCCCCAAGCGACAUCAGUGCUCCAUCUGCCUCAAGGCCUUCGCCAGGCCCUGGUCCCUGUCGCGCCACCGGCUUGUCCACUCCACCGACCGUCCAUUUGUGUGCCCAGACUGUGGCCUGGCCUUCCGCCUCGCCUCCUACCUUCGCCAGCAUCGCCGCGUCCACGGCCCGCUCAGCCUGCUGGCACCGCUGCCCGGGGCUGGCAAGAAGGACGACAAGGCCUCGGGUGGACGGAACUCAGGAAAAGGUCCCGAGGGAGGCGAAGGAGCCGAAUGUGGGGGUGCCUCAGCGGGGGGUGAAGAUGGGCAGAAUGGGGGAGAUGCUGCCCCAGCCCGACCCCCUGCAGGGGAGCCACGUUUCUGGUGUCCCGAGUGUGGCAAAGGUUUUCGGCGCCGGGCACACCUUCGUCAACAUGGGGUGACCCAUUCCGGGGCGCGCCCCUUCCAGUGCGUGCGCUGCCAACGAGAGUUCAAACGCCUGGCGGACCUGGCCCGUCACGCUCAAGUUCACGCGGGGGGCCCUGCGCCGCAUCCGUGCCCACGCUGCCCACGGCGCUUCUCCAGGGCCUACAGCCUCUUGCGCCACCAGCGUUGCCACCGCGCGGAGCUGGAAAGGGCAGAGUUGGAGAGGGUGGCGGCGCUGCAGGCUCUGCAGACCCAGGCUUCACAGUCGCCGCCGACCCUGCCUCUUAAGCAGGAGGCAGAAGGGCUACCUCUGCCCAUGGCACACAUCAAGGAAGAGCCGCCCUCGCCGGGCACCCCACCCCAGUCCCCACCGCCUCCCCCGGUCUUCCUCAGCGCCUCCUGUUUUGACAGCCAAGACCACUCAGCCUUCGAGAUGGAGGAUGACGAGGUGGACAGCAAAGCCCACCUACGAGGGCUGGGGGGCCUGACCUCCUGACCCUCACACUCACCCUGGGCCCCUCCAGUUGAGCUCUCUCUGGGUUUGCAGUAAGAAGGGGGGAAGUUGAAGGGGAGAGAGGCAUCGCCUCUGCCUGCCCCUCAAGCCCUUGACACUAAGGAGAGGAUGCCCUGGUCACCCACCCUCCCCAUUACCUACCCCCAGGCCCUUGAUGCUGGUUAGGAACCGCUCACCCCAACACGUGUCUUAAGUAAGGCAGGACGUCUUGGAAAAGGAGGCGGAGGACGCUCGGCCAGAAGGAUGCAGGCUGGUGGGUUUGCUCCAGCCUGCCUCUCCUUCCAUGACACACUGGACACCAUCCACCUCUUUGGACCUGAACUGCCAGACCCUGGGGGUUGCCAGUGGGCAAAGGCCUGUCCCAGUUCCUCUUGUCUGUGAAUAAAUGUGAGUUCGUGAAA